CGAAAUCGCAACCGGCAUAAUGGGAAAAAUCGCGCGCGAGUAAACAGUCUUCUAUAAGCAGUGUCUGUAAUUCAAAUGAUGUACUUUAUGAUAAUGCAAUAAAGAUUUUGAAUUGAAUUGUAUAAAUAAAGUUUUGUUACUCAAAAUUUAUUUCAGUACGAAGAUAAAGUUAAUUAAUUAAAGUAGCGUAAUUAUUUAGUUGUACCUAUACGUCUUCUAAGUUGAUAUUUACAAAAAUAUUGUGUUCCAUAAAAUUUGUUUAAAUAAAUAACGGAAAGUGUGGCAAAAUAGAGUAGAUAAUUAUAAAAGAAUAAAGCACAAUGACGAAGCCUCCAAGAUGUGUGAACGAUGCAACGCUUCUUCACAUCAAUGAGCUGGCUGCGAGGGUGGUCGCCCAGUCCGGGAUACCCGGGGACAGGUUCCACUUGGGCAAACUCAUCCUGCAGAGCUUGAAAGAUGCCCCGGAUUUUGUACUGCAGAUUGAUGGUUCAACGGGGGAAUCUGUGACAUUCCAGCAAGGCCUGGAGAGGUCGGUGCGAUGCGCCAUAGCCCUCAGGAACAUGGGUCUCAGGGUUGGUGACGUCGUAGUCCUCAUAUCUCCCAACUAUUCCGACUUGGCUGCAGUAUUUUAUGCCGCGUUGUAUCUUGGAGUAGUUCUGGCGCCUGUUGAUAUGAGCUUGGGCGUCUUAGAACUCAAAAGCGCAUUUGAAGUGAAUAAACCCAAAAUAGUUUUCUGUAAGAGUGAUAAAACAAGAGAAGCUACUGAAGCGCUUACAGCUGCAGGACAGGAGCCGCUUAUUGUGACCUUUGAUCAUGGAGAACAAUUUAUGACCUAUCAGAAUUUCAUAAAGAAAUACUCAGAUAACUCGCCCAUCGAAGAUUUUAAGCCGAAUGAUUUUGAUACCGAAGAAACUAUAUCAAUGUUCAUUACCACCAGUGGGACUACGGGGCUACCGAAGGCUGCUGCUUGUUCACACAAGAAUUACGCUAUAGCUUUACCUUAUUUAUGGUCACGUUUUACGAACUUUCCCACGCCCACCCGGGUGGCAAUGGUGUGCACCACUCUGCAAUGGAUGACGGCUAUGUUGAAUUACUUGAGCUCCCCUAUAAUGAGGUUCACCAGGUUACACACAUCAGAACCACUGACUUUGGACCACGCAUACCAUGUUAUUAAUACGUAUAAGCCAACGUUUUGCAUCAUGUCUCCUACACUAUUGGCGUCCUGGAUCAAUCCUGCCACCAGGGAUAGGUGUGACUUUAGCAGCUUCGAAGUGAUUUACACAGGUGGGAGUGCUGUGCAUCAGGAGUUGCUUGAAGAAGCCAAGAAAGCGAUGCCAGAAACAGAGAUUUGUAAUGUUUAUGGCAUGAGUGAGCUAUCUGGCAGCGCAUUCCACUGUCGAUACCCGUCUCAGGGCUCCUGUGGGACACAAAUUGGUUGCCAUCAGUAUCGUCUUGUAGACGUUGAAACUCAGAAAGAAAUAUACGAACCAAACGUGAAAGGAGAAUUGUGGGUGAAGGGUCCUGCUGUUAUAAAAAACUACUACAACAAUCCAGAAGCUACUAAGGCCGCGUUUACUGCUGACCGCUGGUUUAAAACUGGCGACUUGUUCUAUAGAGACGAACACUGGAACUUUUACUUCGUGGAACGAAUGAAACUCCUUCUCAAAUAUAAGAAUUAUCAGAUAUCGCCAGUGGAAGUAGAGAGCGUUAUUCUGCAACACCCAGGAGUACAAGACGUAAUUGUGGUCGGUACACCGGAGUUGGAGAGUGGGGAACUGCCCGUCGCGUUCGUAAUCCGCCGAGCAGGCAGCAAUGUCACUGCGCAAGAGAUCAAGGAUAUGGUCAAAAGUCUACUGUCAGACGCGAAGCAGCUGCGGGGUGGCGUGGUUUUCCUGGACUCUUUUCCACUGACUACUACCUCCAAAGCACAUCGGAUGAAGUUGAAGGAAAUGGCACUCACAAUGCACAGGGAAUGAAGACAAAAGCUCAUCAAAUUCUUUGUUCUUUACACAAUCUACUCGUACGUUCAUUACAGAGUAACCUAUUUAACAUACUUAUUUUUGAAAUUAAAGCCAGUGAUUAUUUAA
Molecule: messenger RNA, 2087 nt
Organism: Amyelois transitella
Lineage: Eukaryota; Metazoa; Arthropoda; Insecta; Lepidoptera; Pyralidae
Product: luciferin 4-monooxygenase
Exons: 12
Coding region: 321-1976 (551 amino acids)
Biological process (GO): fatty-acyl-CoA biosynthetic process; long-chain fatty acid metabolic process
Molecular function (GO): long-chain fatty acid-CoA ligase activity
Source: RefSeq, a predicted model, not a curated record